This is a messenger RNA of Durusdinium trenchii, 5022 nucleotides long. The record is from the annotation of a GenBank genome assembly. NCBI's taxonomy places the organism in Eukaryota, Dinophyceae, Suessiales, Symbiodiniaceae.
AUGGAGUCUGAUGGCUCGGAAGAGGCAGUCGAGGGCAGACACUUGCGCUUCACUGAUGCGCUUACAGAAGUACCAAAUGGUGAUGCUCAAGCGGCUGCUGAGCUGCUGCUCCAGGACAGGGGGCUCACAUCUUUAGAUAGCCUAGAGCCCUUUAAGAAUCUGAAGAAGUUGGAGCUGAAGGGCAAUCAGAUUGCGUCACUCAGUUUCUUGGAGAUGAACCACGGUCUUUGUUGGCUCGGUGUGGCAAAGAAUCGGCUACAACGGGUCAGUCAUCUGCAGAAUCUGUCGUCAUUGGCUGUCCUGGACGUGAGUGACAACAAGAUGUCCAGGCUGGAUGGUCUUCAUGGCCUUCCAAGCUUGAAAGCCUUGAUUGCUGCACGGAAUGAGAUCGCAAUCUUGGAAGGAUUAACACCAAAAAAAAAUCCAAUGCUGGAGACGGUCGUUUUGUCACACAACCACUUGGAGUCAUUCUCUCUCACAGGCUUCAAGCACUUGAAGAAGCUGUCUUUGGCUCACAACCGUCUUCAUGGCUUUCCAAAGCUCCAGAAGCUCCCUGCAUUAGCUGAGCUGCGGUUGAAUGGAAAUCACAUCACCACCAUUCCUGCCCUCGCGACUACCUUUCCGCAUUUGACUACCUUGGAUGUGGGGAAGAAUCUCAUCAACCAGGCCAAUGGCUUUAAGGCACUGGAAGGAUUGCUGUGGCUGACGAAUGUAAAUGUUCGAGGAAACCCUGCAGCAGGAGAGGAAGAAAUGCCAGACGAGAUACACAAGAUCCUGUCUACCCUGCCAAGGCUUGAGAUUGUCAACGGAAAGCGUCAUUCCGGCAAGACCAAGAAGCGACGGAGGGUGCAAACUUCUGGUGCUGGUCGAGGACGCGGACGUGGACUUGGAGCUGGUCGUGGCCGCGGACUGGCACCACAGUCUGACUCAGAGGAGCCGCCCUCGUUAAGGGCCCGAGGGCGAGGCCAUUCUACCAAACAGAAAGGACGGACGGCUUUGAAGGAGGGGAAGUUCCUGAAGUUCCACGCGCAACAAGACCAUUUACAAUCCCAAAAGCUUGGUGAAGAUGUGAAGCCGGUGGCGAAGAAGCGCGCAAAAGUCAAAAAAGUGAGGGGGCAGCUCAAGGAAAUACGGCGGCACAUCGAACCACUGGCAGGUAAAUCUGAAGAUAAGUUCAUCUCAGAUGAUGUGGGCACCUGGGCUGCAGGUUUGGGCGCCUUGUUUGAGCAUGGCCAAGCGGUCCUGCGCGCCAGCGCGGAGAGCGCGGCAGAGCAGGUGCAGCAGUCAGUGCAGCGUUUAGCCUCAGAGGCUGAUGAAGGCAAGAUCAACAAGUUGGAGGGCUUUGAAGAUGACGGGAAUGACUCACAGGCAGCGGCAGCUGCCCAGACCCUAUCAGUAUGGAACCAGAGGCUGCAAAGCGACUUUGACAACGAUGGCCACCGCCUUGCAGCGCCAGGUUUGCGUGGGCUACUGCAUACGGAAUGCCUUCACACCGUCCUCCGAACCCUAACCUCAGGAAGGCGGCGUCGGCCAGUCUUGGGGCGUGCAGCUGCUGUUGCUGCAGACAUGUGCGUGGAAGGAUCACCUCGGCAUCGUGCACAAAGCUCUACGGAGGAAAUCGAAUUGAAGCCUGGGGACUCCAACCAUGGCCAAUCUGAAGCCGUCAUUGGAGAGCAACUGGCGCAUGUGAUGCUUCAAGCGUCAGAGGCUCCGGAGGCCUUGGUGGCCCAAUUGCUGGCCUUACUGGCUGAAGCUGCGGAGGCAGCAGACAGAUGUGGUGGAGCUAUGGCAGAGGAGAAAAAUCCAGCAGAGGAGGAUGUAGGCUGGGUGGUGAACCUCGUACUGGCAACACUGGCGGAGAAGCAUGAGGCUGACACAUUGGCCUCCAAGCGACUGAGUGAAGCCUUGCGAACGGCGCUAGACAACCACUCAAAGGCAUCUGAAGCUUGUAAGGGAAAGCCAGCCACACCACAGCAUCAUGGAACUGCUAGCAAAGCUGCGCCUUUUGCUGGAGGUGGCCGACCAGACAUAGGUGGCGACGUUUGGGCUUGCUGGCCUGUGGAUGGUCACUGGUACCGUGCGAAGGUGCUAGGCUUUGCGCCCCGGGACCGCGUGAAAGUCGCGUGGUGUGCUCCUUUGAAGGAGGACAGCCAUGACUGCGUGGAGAUUUCUGACCUUGAUGCUGAGCUCUUCAGCGAGCUGAGCAGCUCUUCGCUAAUUCGGGUAGAUGCCAGUAUUCGGCGGCCACCUCCAGCUGAAUUGACCCAGGUGCCAGCCGAGAACUGUUGGACACAGGCCCUGCGGAAGGUUGAGUCUCACAGCAGAAACUUCCAGGAACUGCGUCGUGUAGGGAAGCAAUUGGACUUCCACAUUGAUUGGGGCACUUGUGGAGAGGAUGCGACGACUGAAGAAACGUCUAUGUGGCGCUAUGUCCCGGAUGACGGGUGCCACAUUGAUAUUCGAUCAAUUCCCGCAAUUGCAGGUGGCAGGACAAACGAGCGUUUGGUUGCGGGCGAGGUGUUCAGGGUAUCAGAGACGUUUGAGGGCUCUGAUGGCACCCUUUUCCUCAAGCUUGCGGAUGGACAAACUGCUGUUUGGAAGCUCGCAGCCAUUGCCCGUCAACCAAGCAACGUGCGAGACGGCCCAAUGGCAGCAGUUGUGCCAGCGAAGCAUUCAGUCCCAUCACCAUGUGGGACAGAUGCGGAGAAGUGUCAGCGAUUUAGCGCUCAGCUUCAUGAGCCUUCGCGCUUUGUGCUCUUGCGAUUUCAUGGCAUACAUGAUAGUCACUACAUUGGCAUCAAUCGUGUCAAGCUUUUUGCUGAUGAGCGUGAUGUGUCCUUCAAAGUUUUGAUGGCAGACGGGUCCAGAGAAUCAGCCGAUGCCGCAAAACCUAUUUGUGGCGGUGGGGGCUGGUGGGCUGUGACUGGAAAGGAGCAUUCUUUGCUACUACAGCUCGACGAUGUCGCGGAGAUCUCUCAUGUUGGCCUAUGGUGUGCCAAUGUGGGUGCGACACCGCUGGAGAUUGAGAUUUGCGACGCCCGCUCUCACUUCCCAGAAAUCUGUGCUGCAGAGGAGCCAAAUGAGAUCGACAUCUCUUCUAGCCAGGCACCGCCCAUCUUGCACCAUGUAAGUGCUGGAUGUGGAAAGUCGGAUGAUGAAUGUCACCUCUUUGAUGUAAAGGGCCCGAGUGGGAACCAAUCAAUGAAGCAUAUCCUUUUGCGCUUCAGAGGCAUCCACAACAGUCACUACAUUGGUGUGAACCGAUUGCGGCUCUACGAUGGGGACCACGAGGUGUCUUAUGAUGUCGUUGCAGCAGAUUCCAACGUUCAAGAGGCUAAGAAUGUCGCAAGGCGUGGUGGUUGGUGGGCAGUAGCGGGACAAGAGCAUUUCUUAGCCUUGGAGCUUGCUGAGGGGAGCGCCACAUCAAUUACAUCGAUCGGCAUUUGGUGCGCAAACCUGGGGGCGACACCUAAAGAGAUGCACAUUGUCAGUGAUCUUGGAUGGAUUGAAGAUUUGAUAGAUCUUUUGGAAAAAUUGGCUUCUGAUGGCACACGGGCAAUGGGCCCCAGAGCUCGGCGGCUGAUUGAAAGCAACGCUGGCCUACUCAUCGGGAUUGCACACUCCAACGAACGCCUUCGAUGGGCGCUUAUGGUUCGAGUCUGGGCUGGAGAAGCACCAAAGUUCCCAAUCUCCAAGAAAGACACCCUGAGUCGCCUUCAGGCCCAGCUCUUUUGUGAGAUGUGCAGGUCCUCUCAGAGCAGUGCUCAACUCCCGAAAAAUGCUAUUUCUGGCAUGGAUUGGCAUUCCUUCAAGGAAAAGAUGCCAUCCUUGGGAGAGACAUCUAUUGAGGUUUCCUCCCGCUUACUUUGGAAGGCAGAAAGCCAUGAUCCUGAGUGGCUGGGCACUGGUCUCUAUGUUCCACCUGGCGGAAAAGUAUGCGUUUGCACCGACAACCCCACCGAGGGGUGGUCAGUGAGGGUUGGUGCCCACACUGACGACAUCAGCUGCAGAGACGAAUGGAUGCGGUGGCCGCAAGUGAGCCUGAUUUUGCCACUUGCAGAUCCAAACAAAAUGGUCUCUCUCUCAACACCCUUUGGCGGAAAUGUUUACUUGGUGCGUAGCAGCAAGGCCUCGCAGUCCUUGAGGGCGACCUUUUCUGGGAACUUGCUGCAACAGCCGGUGGUCAGCAUUGCCAAAGGAGUGGACAAUGCCAUUUUGACCAGCGCAGGCGGUUGGGUGGACUGCGAAGGCCAGAAGGUGAUUUUGACCCUCCCAGUCCAUGCUGUGCGCAAGGCAGUUGAAGCUGGAGCUGACAUCCCUGGAGUACUAGACUUUUAUGACCGCCUUUGGGCUUGUUACAAUGAGCUGAGUCCUCACACGGAUCCAAGGCCCCAGCGAAUUGUGCCAGAUGUCCAGACUUCUGUGGGAUACAUGCACUCUGGAUACCCCAUCAUGACUCACUUUGAUGGUGUGCUCGACACCAGUGACACCUACCCAAUCACGAGGAUUUUAGAUGUGGCACGUUUGAGAAAGGAAGGCAGCUGGGGUUUGUUCCAUGAGCUGGGACACAACAUGCAACGCUCAUCAUGGACCUUCAAAGGAACAGUAGAGGUGACAGUAAACCUGUUUACCUUGUGGGGAAUUCAUCAGCUGUGUGAGGUAACGGAGACACCUCACCGAGACUUUUCAACAGACGUGCCCACAGCUUUCAUCAAGGAAGGGUGCCCACGAGAGAAGUGGGACGACGAUCCGUUUUUGGCCCUACGGACCUACGCCCAGGUCAUUAAAACGUUUGGCUGGGAAGGCUUGAAGGCAACUUUCAAGCGCUAUGCUGAGGAGGCAAAGCACGGGGAUGUGCGCAGAGACUACUCGCAGCAAGUGAGUUCAUUUGUUCGUUUUUGGUCUCUUGAACUUGGUCGAGAUAUCCGUCCUCAUUGGCGCCACUGGGGGUUCAAGAAUGAAUUGAAGGAUGCCGACCCUGAGUUGGACAAGCUAAAGCCUUGGAGCUUCAUGGAUAAUUGA